CGGAUUGACUAGAGGUGCGCCCCUUCAGCCAAUCCGGAUGUGGGCCUGUGGCCCCCGCCUCCCCGUGGCUCUCGAGCCCCCAAGUUGUGCACCGAGGGCAGGGGGCAGGAGGAGUAAGGCCGCGAUGGAGGAGGUGGCACCCGCGAGGAACGCGCGGGGACGAGGACGCGCGGGGAGUAACCCCGGCGGCCGCCGAGAGAAGAGCCCGUCGGAGAGGCAGGUAUACAUGGACUACAAUGCGACCACACCGCUGGAGCCAGAGGUCAUCCAGGUCAUGACGGAGGCCAUGCAGGAAGCCUGGGGGAACCCCAGCAGCCCCUACCCGGCAGGUCGAAAGGCCAAGGACAUCAUCAGCACAGCACGGGAGGCCCUGGCGCGUAUGCUGGGCGGGAAGCCCGAGGACAUUGUGUUCACUUCCGGGGGCACUGAGUCGAAUAACUUAGUGAUCCACUCGGCAGUGAAGCACUUCCAGGAAACACAGGGGCCCAGAGGGGACCAGGGAGAGCAGCAGAGCCCCGGGGAGGGGGCCAGGCCCCACAUCGUCACCUGCACCGUGGAGCACGACUCCAUCCGUCUACCCCUGGAGCACCUGGUGGAGGAGCAGGUGGCCGACGUCACCUUUGUACCAGUGUCCAAGGUGAGUGGGAAGGCAGAGGUGGAUGACGUCCUGGCUGCUGUGCGCCCGACCACCAGCCUGGUGACCAUCAUGCUGGCCAACAAUGAGACUGGAGUAGUCAUGCCGGUCUCUGAAAUCAGCCAGCGUGUGAAAGCCUUGAACCGGAGCCGGGCAGCCUCAGGGCUGCCCCGUGUGCUGUUGCACACGGACGCCGCACAGGUGCUGGGGAAAAGGCGUGUGGAUGUGGAGGACCUGGGCGUGGACUUUCUGACCAUCGUGGGCCACAAGUUCUAUGGCCCAAGGAUCGGGGCGCUGUACGUGCGAGGGCUCGGCAAACUGACGCCCCUGUACCCCAUGCUGUUUGGAGGUGGCCAGGAACGGAACUUCAGGCCAGGGACAGAGAACACCCCAAUGAUUGCCGGCCUCGGGAAGGCCGCAGAGCUGGUGACUGAGAACUGCGAGGCUUAUGAGGCCCACAUGCGGGACAUCCGAGAUUACCUGGAGGAGAGGCUGGAGGCCGAAUUUGGCCAGAGGAGAAUCCACCUAAACAGCUGCUUCCCGGGCACCGAGCGCCUCCCCAACACCUGCAACUUCUCCAUCCGAGGACCCCAGCUCCAAGGCUACCUGGUGCUGGCCCAUUGCCGAGCACUGCUGGCCAGCGUGGGGGCUUCAUGCCACUCGGACCACGGGGACCGGCCGUCUCCGGUGCUGCUCAGCUGUGGCGUCCCCUGGGACCUGGCCAGGAAUGCGCUCCGGCUCAGUGUAGGCCGCAGCACCACCCGGGCUGACGUGGAUCUUGCCGUGCAGGACCUGAAGCAGGCCGUAGCCCGGCUGGAGUCACAGGCCUAGCACCAGUCACACCCUCCAUGCCCACAGGAGCAUCCCAGCCCCACCGGGGCCGAGUGAGGACAGCCCCCUUCCUCCCUCCAGGCCAGGUCACAUCUGCCUGACCAUCCACACUGACACCAGCACCCCCAUAGGACGACCUCCCCACUGGUGCCAGGGCCACCUCCCUACCCCCAGGGAUAGUAGCCUUUCCCGGGGGUCACAUUCCAGACAGGUGGUAUUUUACCCCAAAGAUGAAAUGCACCUGUUGAGAACCAUCCUCAGGGAGCUGCAAUCAGGAGAAUAGGAAGUAGGCAGGUGCGGUGGUGUGUAAUCCCAGCUGCUGUGGAGGCUGAGGCAGGAGAGUGGCACAGUGAAGCCUGGGCAGCUCAGUGAAACCCUGCUGCAGUGCAGGCCAGGAGUGCAGCCAGGCGUGGAGCUCCUGCCCAGUGCAUGUGCCCGGGACUGAAAACAGACAUAGGAAACUCGGUUUCACUUCGAUCAGCACACUUUGCCAGGGGGUCCCCCAGGGCCACCUCACCCCCUCUCCAAACUCAGUCCCCAGUGGCCUCGCCAUCCCCCUCCUAUGACCUCAGUGCACACAGACCUGCCAGGCGGUGGCUGCGCCCCUCAUGCCCCCGCCCCCCGCUGGACCUGACUGCCCUCCUGAAGGGGCCUGGUCCACCCUGGACCCCUCUGUUCACCCCAGGUCGGGAAGCCAGAGCCUGUGUCUCAGCCUGACACAGGUUUACCAUCACAGGCCGAGCCUCACGCAGGCAGGGUUUCCAGGGGAUGCAUUUUUCCUGCAUGGUUUCCGGGCACAGAGAACUGUGGUGGCACCAGCAGGCAGCUGAGGGAACUAAUAAAGGACUGAGGCACUCA
Molecule: messenger RNA, 2323 nt
Organism: Cavia porcellus (domestic guinea pig)
Lineage: Eukaryota; Metazoa; Chordata; Mammalia; Rodentia; Caviidae
Gene: Scly
Product: selenocysteine lyase
Exons: 12
Coding region: 38-1465 (475 amino acids)
Source: RefSeq, a predicted model, not a curated record